Messenger RNA from Papaver somniferum (opium poppy), 1332 nucleotides. Its product is annotated as myosin-3-like. NCBI's taxonomy places the organism in Eukaryota, Viridiplantae, Streptophyta, Magnoliopsida, Ranunculales, Papaveraceae. The transcript is spliced from 4 exons. Bases 1 to 1332 code for a protein of 443 amino acids. The record is from RefSeq and is a predicted model, not a curated record.
AUGGUUAUCGCUGAUGGGUACCAGUAUGGUUAUACCCAACAACAUAUUCUUGAAAUAAUGAGAACUGAACAUUGCAACAACACUUUGUACCAAUUAUUCAAGGCGAAGGCCCUCAAGCUUGAGGCGAAGUUUUGUCAUAGGGAAAAAGAGUUGAACGCUGCUGAAGUGCUUAUUGCUGCUAGGGACAAGGAGAUAUUGGAGUUGAAGAACCGUCUGAAGGGGAAGGAGCAGCUCGGAGCCGAAGAGGAGAAGCUUCGUGUUGAGCUUGCAUCGGUUCGUAGUGAGUUAGAGAAGGCCCAAAAAGAUGCUUCGUCUUCUAAAGCGGCUGACACCAUAGAAUUGAUAUGGCUUCGUAAUGAGAGGACUCAGCAAACUACCCGGAUCAAAGAAUUAGUUGAGAAAAUUAAACGUGAAGCCGAUAAAUGGAAUGCUCGGGCCGAUGAGCAUAAUACCAUAGUAUCUGAGUGGCGAGAAAGGCUGACCCAAAUGGUUGAUAUCCAGAACAGUUACAAUACCGAUCAUCGUCAGUUUAAUGACACUCUGUUGUGGACUCGCGAGAACCUCCGUGUUGCUCGUGAAAAUGCUACUAGCUUGAAGGCUAAGGUGACACACUUGGAAGAAGAAUUACGUCAAGCUCUUUUGUCCCAUGAUCCUGAAGUGAAGGAUUAUAUACAACGACUUGUUCGGGAGAGAGACGACGUCAGAGCUGAGGCUCAUUCCCUUAGUAAUGCUUUAACCACUUCUCGGGUUGAUGUUGCUCGUUUAUUUGGUUCUGAAAAAGAUCUCGAAGUUAACAUGUACAGGCUUACUAAGGGCAUAAAAGAGAUGAAUAACGAAGUCAACCACCUUCGCCAUUUGGACUCCAUGAAUCAGGUAGAGUUGGAUGAGUGUCAGUUCGCUCUUAAGAAUCUUCGGUUUGAUUAUAAAAAAUUUUCAGACGAGUACGAUUUUCUUGAUGAUGCUCGGGACGCUGUAGUUAAUGAAUAUGAGAUAUCUUCAGCUAGAGUCGAAGGGUUGGCUAAGCCUCGGGAUGAAGCGGCGAAGGAGGCGUCUAAGGAGGUGACUCGUCUGACAUCUGCGCUAUCACAAUCUGAGCUGAAGACCACCGUGAUUACUUAUAAAGCCCGCUGCCAUCUUGCCGAGGAGAUCAACAAGACUCUGUCUAAAAUUGAGCAAGGUCUUAAGAAAGAUUAUGGUAUUGUCAAGGAUUAUCCUCGUCGCCCAAUGCCCGAUCCCUUAGCUUAUUCUUCUGGUCCUUCUUCGGGCGGGAGUGUUCCUUCACCUCAACAGAAAGAUCCCGCUGAUAACGCUGGGUCUUCUAUGGGGAAGUAG